This is a messenger RNA of Ostrea edulis (European flat oyster), 411 nucleotides long. RefSeq lists its product as uncharacterized. The transcript has a single exon. Lineage: Eukaryota; Metazoa; Mollusca; Bivalvia; Ostreida; Ostreidae. The coding region runs from base 1 to 411 and encodes 136 amino acids. The record is from RefSeq and is a predicted model, not a curated record.
AUGACUGAGCAAUCCCUGGAAUUGCAGACUCUCGUGUACUCUGUCUUCAACGAAUUUCAUAAAGCAUUUGAAAACGUCAACAGAGAUGUUAUCUGGAGACUGGUGCAAUACCAUGGCUUUCCACCAAAGUUCAUCACUAUUAUCCAACAACUAUAUGAAGAUGCCACCUGCCAGGUCAUCCAUGACAGGAAGCUGACGGAAGCCUUCUCCAUACAUACCGGCGUGCGUCAGGGCUGGCCGCUAUCGCCAAUGAUUCUCCUGUUGACGGUCACCUGGAUAAUGCGGCAGGCGGCGGUCAGUACCACUGGCAUUCAGUGGAUCUUCACGAACCAGCUGGAAGAUGUGAAUGUCGCAGACGACAACAGCGUUCUCUUUCACAAGAUGCACAAGAGAAGAUAUGUCGUGCUGUAG